Messenger RNA from Bemisia tabaci, 1182 nucleotides. Lineage: Eukaryota; Metazoa; Arthropoda; Insecta; Hemiptera; Aleyrodidae. The record is from RefSeq and is a predicted model, not a curated record.
UCUAGCUGUGCUUAUAGGUGAGAGUUAGACUAAAAUGACGCAUUUAAAAAUUCCGGAAAUCUUUAAAUGAAAAAAAGUUGAAUUUGUCUGGACACGAUGCACCCGUUCCGGGUACUGCCGAACAACAAACUUAUGCACGGGGAGCUUAAUAAAUUGGGGGACGAGACGAAUGGGAAUUUGAAACAGCGGGUGCCGUACCACGAGUCAAUGGUGGAUAUCCUCUCAAGUAGCUGCAAGAAGACGUUUGAAAAUUAUUCUUCCGACUUCUCGCAUCAACAUCCCGUCACAGUCUCAGCACCCAUCGAUAGCCCUCCCGAAAGACGGACACCGCCCAACAGUGGAAUUUUCUCCUCGAAGUCCUCUCGCAAUGAGAAAGGUGAAGUUGAAAAUAAUUUAGACCCCGGCAUAAGGAGGUAUAGGACAGCAUUCACGCGAGAUCAACUUGCCCGCCUUGAGAAGGAAUUCUACAGGGAAAAUUAUGUCUCAAGACCAAGAAGAUGCGAAUUAGCUGCUCAGCUUAGUCUCCCGGAAUCAACUAUUAAGGUAUGGUUCCAGAACCGGCGGAUGAAGGACAAGCGUCAACGGCUGGCGAUGGCGUGGCCCUACGCCCUGUACACAGACCCUGCGAUCGCCGCGAGCAUCCUCCAGGCAGCAGCCGCCUCAGCCGCGGGCGCCGGGGGCAUCGCCGCCAUGGCCGCGAGCACCUACCCCUACUCCACCCUCUGCUACCCCCUCCACCCCCGCUUCACCCCGUACUCCAUGCCGCGGCCCCCCGGAGCGGAGCCCCCGCCGCCGCACCCGCCCCCACCGCCGCCCCCCGGGAUGCCCUUCAUCUGCCAGCCGAGCCCCACCCACUCGGAGCCCCGCGCCAGCCCCCCGGGGGGGCCACCCCCGACCGGGAACUGCGACGGCUCCGUGAGCUGCCUCUGCGGGAUCGUCAACUGCGUCACCACCGUGACGUCACCCAGGUUCCCGCCGCCGACGAGCAACCCGCGCUACUCCCCGCCGAUGUCCAGGCCGGGCUCUUCCUCCCCGGCAAAGAACGACCCGGCCCCUGGGUCCCCGACGUUCAACGCGAGGAUGGAGUCCUCGCCGAAGAAACCGGUCGCCGAACCGGGGCUCAAGAAGUUGUUCCAGCCGUACCGUGUUGACCCGGCCGAUAAGCCCUUCUUGGUUCAUUAG